Trichomonas vaginalis G3 is the source of this 357-nucleotide messenger RNA. RefSeq lists its product as uncharacterized. Bases 1 to 357 code for a protein of 118 amino acids. The transcript has a single exon. Lineage: Eukaryota; Parabasalia; Trichomonadida; Trichomonadidae. The record is from RefSeq and is a predicted model, not a curated record.
AUGUGUCUUCGUCGCUACGGCUUAAAUUACAUCAAGCCCUAUCCAAAGAACAUCAUCAAACUGAAGUACGCUGGAGAGCCUUUGUUAUUUUAUCUGCAUCAAAAUUGGCCAAAGCAGGAUUGGAAAAUCUCUAUUGAUAUUGAACAGCCAACAAAGCGUUCAUUGCAUUUCCGAGUAUCCAAGAAGUGGGUGAGUGCGCGACUCUUCUCAACAAAACUCUUCGAGCUCAUUCGGAAAAACGUCUUCCAAUUUGCAGACUUCGACAGAAUCUUCCCAUCUUUCCGUUGUCCUGAAGAUAUCUUGCGGCAGAAAGAUUUAGCGCCAGAACUAAAUGCAUCAAUAUACAGCCUUCUAUAA